CAUGGUCAGAGUGAAGGAGAAAGAGCCCACAUAUCAGAUUUUUCCUUUUACGUCAGAGGUGUUUUUAAACACAUUGACCAAGUCACAGCAGACAACACAGGCAUACCAAUAUUUUUGUUUGGCCACUCAGUGGUAUGUACUGCUAUAAAAACGUUAUUGGAACUCUUCCCCUUUUUCAGUUUGGUUUUCUUUGUUUGUUUUUUGUUUUGUAUUUUUUUAAGGUAUAGAUGAUAGGUUCUCCCGUCCCCUAACCGCGUCGAUCACAGGAAUACAAGUAUAUGUCAAUUACGAUAAAGACCCCAAGCCCAUCAUACUUUGCGUUUGUUUCGUAACGUCGCGCUCUUGCCGGUUUGUUUUGAUAACAUAGAUAGCCUGUGAAUUUCAGGUUUUCUUAUUUUUAAUUCUUUUCAAGUCUGGCUUCAAUGCAGUUAAAUCACAUAUUACAAAAACACAAAUACAGUCGAACCUCCAUAUGCGACCACCUCUCGUAAACAACUACCUCUCGUAAAAGAUCGCCAUCCUUAAGCGACCGCGUUAGAGAGAUUUCCCAUUGUUUUUAACCUCCUAAAAAGCGACCCCUUAACGAUUUGUCUGAACUCUUAUGUUCACUGUAUGCUACUAGGAGUACACGAAGAACUUAAGUAACAACAUGUAACUCGGAAAAAAAUCAGUGCAGUAAAUUAUCUGCUUUAAAGUAGAUGUGCCCUGAAAUCUACUCCAAGGAAGUGUCGUAAGCGACCACCUUCUGUAAGUGACCACAAACUGUUAGCCUUUACAGUGGUCGCCUACGGGAGGUUUGACUGCGCCUUGAAAAUUUCAUGUUAUGAUAUUAUUAAUAUUAUGCAUUGUUCUUUUUAGGGUGGUACAAUAGCUGUUCUCAGUGUUAUGGAAAGACCUUAUUUCUUUGCGAGUGCAGGAGCCGAUCACGGUAAUUUAUUGCUCCACUUGCUACAAAUAAUAAACGAAAACACAAUGCAAAGACUGUUUCUCUUUUCUUAGGGUGCCGUCAAUGUAAAAACAGGAUACAGCAAACCCAAAACAGAAAAACACUACCAGAAAACAGAAAUACAAAUCCCAAAACAGAAAUAAACAUCCCAAAGCGGAAACACGUACAAAAAAAAUACGAAACUGAACCACAAAAACUGAAAGAGAAUUUAAAAAUACAAACCAUGAUCAAAAACCCCAAAACAGAAACAAGGAAAUAAUGUAAAACAGUAGUUUCUUAUGAUUCAUCGUCUUUUAAUUAUCUUAACCUGCGUAUCAGGCGGGGUUUUUUUUUUAUAGGGAGGGCAUGAUCACAGGCUAUAAUAGCCCAUUUCCGAGUUCCAAAAACUCUCGCUUUAAGAACGAGGCUAAAGGUACAGUAAAACGGGCAACAAAUUGCUGCAGAACGAGUCCGAAAGCGAUGCUGCACGUUUUAUUGUCCAUAAAUCAAACCUGUCUUGUAGCAAAUAAGAUUCAGUGUUGCAAGUUGCGUAAAUACUGACUGCUAAUUGGAUAAAAUUACGCGGGAGUCACGCCAUACACAGGAGUUACAUCACUUGCUGCAAAGCAAGUUUGCUUUGGGUCGGUAAUUAAAACGCGCAACAUCGACAGAUUUUGAUGCAAAAAGUAGAACUUUUCUCUAGUUUCUGCAACAACUUUUUCGCAACUUGUUUAAACCUGAUUUGCUGCAAGGGAGACUUCAUUCGUGGAUAGUAAAAUGCGCAACAUCACUUUUCAACUAGUUUCCCAGCAAUUUUGCAAAACAGGUUUCAAGUUUUUGUUGUCCGUUUUACCAUAGCUUUAAUGCAGAGUGAGAUAAAACAGUUUUUAGAUAUGAAAUAUUUGCAGGGGCAGCAGUAUUUUUUAUAGUCAAUUCACAUGUUGUUUAAACAUAAAUAUCUGAUUAAUUACUAGUCGAAACGGAGGGAAGGGAAUAUGAUGAGGGGGAGGGAGGGGCGAAAUUAAUACAGUAGUGAUUCUUUCAUAUACAAAAACGCAAAAAAAAAAAAACAAAACAAAACGAACUUGGCCAAUAUUCAGCUAUCUGGACCUCACGCUUGGUUAAAAGAGACCUUUAGAUUCGAGGACGAGAACUACUAGGAGUACGACUUUCGCUCUUCUCAAAAAGAAAAAUAGACACCCGGAAAGCUCCAUUGUACUUUUGAUUCACCAGAAAAGUUAGCACUGUUACUUAUUGAAGGAGUUUAAGCCCUCUCCCGACCAAAAAUAAUAAAACUUAGUUUCUAACAUUUGAUAACUUGUUUUCGUCAAAACGACAUUCUCGGCAAAACUCGUAGUAGAAUGACGACGGCUAUCACGUUUUCUCACCAAAAUUACGCUGGUUCAUGCGCGAGCACUGCUUAGCAUUAAGAAAAUCUCGUACUCGUAGUCGUCCUCGUCUUAAAAACUAAAGGUCUCAAAUAACGUAUAUAAUGCAUGUGUCUUACAGGUUUGUGUAGGAAGAAUAGUAUCAUGGAAAAUGCGCUCCUACCAGAUCAGGCCACCGAUUAAUCCAUCACUCUUAAGCCAGGAUCCUACACAGGUGAUACAAGACUACUGGGAAACUCAGCCUAGUUCACUUUCGCAAAGAGUUCUGGGAUUGUUCCUAAGGACAGAGAAAAAGAUUGGCCCAGUAACAAUCCCAGAACAAUCGCGGGUCAAAUUUCUUCUCCGAAAAAAUUCCUUUCUCGUUUCUAAAAAGGCGAAUAAUAACUGAAAACUGCUUUCUUUUCCUGAGUCAAAGGAGGAAGACUUUCGUGUGCAUUUUAUCCGCAUUUCCGACGACAAUGCCCAACAUGUUCUGUUGAUUUCUGGGGGUUGUCGAUCGAGGCUGUGUCCAGUCCCUCAAACCGAUCGCGAAACUUGACAUUUCGUACCACUGACUGGAAUAUUUUGGGCACAGGUUGAAUAAAAGUUUUUCAGUUUCAUGGUUCAUGACAAGUCCUUCGGAAUUGUGAGUCGGGAAUUGAUGUUUUCCAUCCUUCAUGAUUGUGCAAUGAACUAGUAACGCUUGGGGCCAGCGGGUUCGUCGAGGGUCAUUCUGUCCUGUUUAAUUAAUUAGCCCUAACAUUAUACCCCCGGUGGAAGUGGAGGGGGGGGCGUGGCUACUCAACAAUGUUUUAUACGGGGAGGUUCCACCCCUAGGCCUAAGUCCUUAGAGAUUUAUCGUUGAAGGAGCUCAUCGUGUUUGUUUAGGGUUGGAGCCUCCCCGUAUAAAUUUGAAUGUCACUCAAUUCUUUGCACCAUCCAUUUGAUAACCAUAAAUCUUACAGAAAGUCGAAUUUCCUUGAGUACCGGGUGUCCCUCGUGCCUUCUUGCUUUCGCGGUCGACUUGUGGCAAGUCUAGGACUUCAAUAAUACAAUGCACCUUGCAUGUUUAUUACUAUUGUUUUAGGUUGAAAAGUAUGCCAAUGAUAGCCUAAACUGGCAUGAGGGACUGAAAGUGAGAUGGGUCGGAGCUAUAUUAGACGCAAUGAACGAAAUUCAGAGGAACUUGUCAAAGCUCGCAACACCUUAUCUACUUGUCCAUGGUAAUGGAGAUCAAUUAGUGAAGAUUGACGGUUCACAUUACUUACAUGAGAAUUCCCCAGGUAACGACAAGACAUUUAAGGUACACGAAUGAGCUGCUUUACUGACAGCACUGAGCGAACUAAUAGCCUCUCUAUGGGUAUUUCCGACGAAUAGUUAGGGCGCUUGACGGUAUAUCAUAAGAGCAGGAAGAAGCGGUCUUAAAUCGGCGUUUGUUCCUGCCCGGGGUAGGAGUUUCGGCUUCUUUGUUCCAAGCGUAAUUAUUGUGAACUUAUCCCAACAACCGUCGUGAUUUGUCUAAACCCUUUUAACCCCAAGAAUAACCAAUAUCUAUUUUCUCCUAACAAUGUCAUCACAUUUCAAGGGAAAAGGCUAUGAGAAUUUAUAAAAUAAUCACCAAAGAGGAAAUUCUCGUCUCCAAACGGGUGCCUAAAGAAUAAUAUAGAGUUUUCCCUCUUCGGCCAAUUUUCUGUCCCGUUGUCAUUUUUAAAUCUACCAAUUAUUAUUUUAUAUUAACUCAACUGCUUGUAAAACUUGCUUUGCAGGUGUACAAAAAUGGACGCCAUGAACUGUUGAAUGAGGUGGAAGAAACUGCGAGCGUAGUUUACAAGGACAUUCUCGACUGGAUUCAGCAAAAGUUACCUUGA
Messenger RNA from Porites lobata, 4160 nucleotides. Lineage: Eukaryota; Metazoa; Cnidaria; Anthozoa; Scleractinia; Poritidae. The record is from the annotation of a GenBank genome assembly.